Lachancea lanzarotensis is the source of this 615-nucleotide messenger RNA. It is a transcript of the gene CUE1, whose product is annotated as LALA0S06e05226g1_1. The record is from RefSeq and is a predicted model, not a curated record. Lineage: Eukaryota; Fungi; Ascomycota; Saccharomycetes; Saccharomycetales; Saccharomycetaceae. Gene Ontology annotation, molecular function: ubiquitin binding. The coding region runs from base 1 to 615 and encodes 204 amino acids. The transcript has a single exon.
AUGGAUUUUUCAACUGUUACGUUCUUGGUCAUUCUUGUGGCCACCUUUGUGCUGGUCAAAUGGCUUUUGCAAGGCGAAUCUCAUCCUUCGGCACAACAGCCAGCUUCUGAACCUGCCACUGGAUCUGCUACUGGAUCUGCCACCGGGUCAAAUUCCAGAAGGAACAGAAAUGUCACCUCGACUACAAGAAGGUCCCGGAGACCGGUUACCAACGAUAUGAUCGAGGUGGUGCAAAGUCUGGCACCCACUUUGCACAUCGAACAGAUCAGACAUAGCCUUGAACAAACAGGGUCCGUGGAAGCAACCGUGGAGAAAUUUCUGAGAGGCGACGAAUUCGAGUUCCCCCAGGGCUACACAGCUCAAUCAACGACCGAGAAUGGUGGAUCGGGCGAAACUAGUCAGAAUCAACGGGAUACAGAUCCCCGCAAGAAAAGCAACAUCCAACCCGAUAAUCUCUUGACCAAAUACAAACUAGAUCCGACCACCAUAAUCAGCAGUGAAAACUACAACGAAAUGAGCAUUGAUGAGCGGAAACGUCAUCUGGUGUUGGAGGCAAGAAAAAACAUGGAAAAGCGUCUAGAAGAAGAUUUAGAGCUGAAAGAGCUAGUAGCGUGA